GUCUUCUGGAGCUCACGUAUUUUGCCAGUGCCUGUGACGCCUUUUUUUCAUCGUUCCACUCCAUCAUUCGAUAGUCACAAAUCCUUGAGCCCUCCUAAUCCGCCUUCCGUUUCUCCCACGUUAUCCUCGCACCCUGUAGGAUGA
This is a messenger RNA of Haemonchus placei, 144 nucleotides long. NCBI's taxonomy places the organism in Eukaryota, Metazoa, Nematoda, Chromadorea, Rhabditida, Trichostrongylidae. The record is from the annotation of a GenBank genome assembly.